This is a messenger RNA of Perkinsus marinus ATCC 50983, 1471 nucleotides long. RefSeq lists its product as hypothetical. The coding region runs from base 20 to 1471 and encodes 483 amino acids. NCBI's taxonomy places the organism in Eukaryota, Perkinsozoa, Perkinsida, Perkinsidae. The record is from RefSeq and is a predicted model, not a curated record. The transcript is spliced from 8 exons.
AGUUGCUUCUUCUCGUACUAUGAGCGGUUCCAAUACGGGAGAUCAAGAAGUCAGGAGAGCAUCUUCACAACCCGUCAUCUACAGCGAGAGAACACGCUCAGCCAACCGCAUCCCACUCCGGAGGCCGAGACGCUUUAGAGAGAGCUACGAGAGACUGACAGCGAAGAAGCAACCUGCUGGAGAAGUCUUGAGAGAGCAGUUGGAGAAACCGAAUGACUUGAAUGAUGAGGCCAAGAUCCCAGAACUUGGCAGCGAGAGCCAAAGCGCAGGAAUGGUCGGCGAAUCGACGAAGUCUCCGGAAGUGUCGUUUCACCAUAUUAAAUUCGUGGAUAUCUCAGGGAUGCCGCCUCGACCCAGGAGUACUUUGCCACUUGGAACGUUGGUCUCAGAGGAGGUGAUGAAGUCAGACAGUGAACAACCGGAUCCCAGCCGGCCAUCAUUUUUCGAGAGUCCCGUGAAUGCACCAGGGUGUUCGCUCGAGGGCAUAAAUUAUUUACUGGAGGGGUCCAUGUAUAACGUUGUUCCCGCAAUGGAGACCGAGCGAGAGGAAAUGUCCAUGGAUGGCGAAGACGAUGAACCAGUAGAGAAGAGAAGGAGAGGCCCUGGAGCACGCUGGACGAGAACACACGUUUUUAAGGACGAAAUCGAAGCCGAGGAGUGGCUUGGAGCUCUACAAGAGCAACAAACCUACGCUGUGCUAAGAACUAACGUGACACAGGCCGGGUCGAAGAGGUAUAUGUAUUGCAGUUCCUGUGGUCACCCAACUCCCAAGCGGCGGAGCGGGGGAUCUGAUGGGCCAGCGCAAGCUCCCGUGAUGAUUAUGCUACAUUUUUUGGCACACAGCUCAGCUGUCCAUGCCUAUUCCAACGGAGAGGCGCACUACCAUACAGAAAGGCAGCCUCCGGGAAUACAGCCCGCGCUGAAAGAACUGGUCGACCAGCAACUAGAUCAGGGAGUGUACAGCAUUCCAGUUAUAAUGAAAGCAUUGAGGGAUGUUACUGGAACGCGGAACGACGCCGACCUCCCAGGGUACCGUCAGGUGGAGGGUUAUGUUCGCAAUCGGAAAAUCGCCUUGCGGGGUGGAAGCGUGGUACCAACCAACGGGGACCUCAAGACUCUGGCUUGUCGUUACUCGGAAAUUCCGCUGGAUAGUGAAGAUGCCGGGGAUAUCCUACCUCAGUUGUUCGCUGAGAGAACGGCAAAAAAAGAAAAGUGCAGUCGUGGCAGCUUGAAUUAUGACGACGUCCAGAACGAGCAUCGUUUCCAUCCUCGAGCAGUGGGCAAGAAUAGAGCUCUUUAUCGCCACUGUCCUGUUCACGAUCCUCCCUUCGAGGUGUGGUGCGAGAGUGGAGAUAUUGUAAAGAAGCUCCUGGAGAGUGAUCGAGCAAGAUGCCGAAAUAAUGCAAGAACACUCAAGUGCUCUACGCAGCAUGAGCAAUCAUCAAGCGCUGAAAUUGAUUUGGAUAAGUGA